This is a messenger RNA of Volvox carteri f. nagariensis, 2386 nucleotides long. RefSeq lists its product as uncharacterized. The record is from RefSeq and is a predicted model, not a curated record. The transcript is spliced from 13 exons. Lineage: Eukaryota; Viridiplantae; Chlorophyta; Chlorophyceae; Chlamydomonadales; Volvocaceae. Gene Ontology annotation, molecular function: histone binding. The coding region runs from base 244 to 1500 and encodes 418 amino acids. Gene Ontology annotation, cellular component: nucleus. Gene Ontology annotation, biological process: regulation of gene expression.
UAAGAUUCGCAUGGUAGGCAAAUUGUUCCAUGAAAGGUUACAUGCCUUUACGCAGGCGCAGCUGCUUCGCCUUGAACUGAACCGAGUUUUGCAUAGAAUACUGCAGCACUUUACUUGUCGGUGACGGAUAUAAUUGAACUGUGUUUGAGGGAUCCUGCAAACUACGUGCAUACGUUCUCUGAGCCCGCCAAAGUCUAUCGGGCCGACUAGCCAGCGCGGCAGUGCAUUUUUGACAGAGAGGAAAUGGGCCGCGAUGAGGAAGAUUAUCCUGACGAGGUGGAGGAGCGACUGACCAACGAAGAGUAUAAGAUUUGGAAAAAGAACACUCCAUUCCUUUAUGAUCUUGUGGUGACUCACGCGUUGGAGUGGCCCAGCCUUACUGUGCAAUGGCUUCCAGACAAGGAGAUUGUUCCGGGGAAGGACUACUCCAAGCAAAAGCUUAUACUCGGGACGCAUACGUCAGACAAUGAGCAGAAUUACCUUAUGAUUGCGGAGGUGCAGCUGCCAUUGGAGGAAUCCGAGCUGGACGGCCGGGGAUAUGAUGAUGAGCGUAACGAAGUUGGAGGAUUUGGCGGCGCCCACGGCAAGGUGCACGUGAUCCAGCAGAUCAACCAUGACGGCGAGGUCAACCGCGCGCGGCACAUGCCGCAGGAUAAGUUUAUUAUUGCAACGAAGACAAUCAGCGCGGACGUCUACGUGUUUGAUUACUCCAAACACCCCUCAAAGCCGCAGUCGGAUGGGCUCUGUCGGCCAAACCUCGUGCUUACUGGGCAUAAGACAGAGGGAUAUGGGCUGGCGUGGUCGCCAUACAUGCCCGGAAACCUCCUUUCUGGCUCUGACGACGCUCAAAUCUGCCUUUGGGAUAUCCAAGCAACACCGAAGAACGUGAAUAAACUUGCGGCCAGGACGAUAUACCAAGAGCAUCAGGGCGUUGUGGAGGACGUGGCAUGGCACUGCCACCACGCUGACAUCUUCGGCUCUGUUGGCGAUGACAAGCAGCUCAUUCUCUGGGACGUACGGCGCCCACCUAACCAAGGCGUCAUGAUAGCAGCUGAGGCGCACACAGCUGAAGUCAACUGCAUCGCGUUCAAUCCGCUGAAUCCAAACAUUCUUGCAACAGGCUCCGCAGACAAGACGGUUGCCUUGCACGACUGGCGUAACCUCAGCCAGCGGUUGCACGUAUUCGAGUGCCACGCUGACGAGGUCUUCCAGAUCGGGUGGAGUCCCAAGAACGAGACUAUCCUGGCAUCGUGCGGCGCGGACCGGCGUGUAAUGGUGUGGGACCUGUCACGCAUUGGCGAUGAGCAGACUCCCGAGGAUGCCGAGGACGGCCCGCCGGAGCUUCUCUUCAUCCAUGGCGGACACACCUCGAAAAUCUCUGACUUAGCAUGGAACCCGAAUGACGACUGGGUGGUGGCGUCGGUUGCAGAAGAUAACAUUCUGCAGAUCUGGCAAAUGGCAUUCAACAUUUACGAGGAGCCGGACAACAUGGCAAUUUAAGGGUGCUUCUGGGAAAUUUUUACAUUUGCUUUGACCGUCACUAUUAUUACACGUCGUGUAUAAAGCUGUGAACGUCGGUUGAUAAAAGUUGGGGCUGUGUUUUACAGCGGUGAAGGGAAGGAUCAGGUGGAAAACGAGAUCACAUCACAAUUUUGACUACGUGGCACACGUGUUGAGUAUGCAUAGGUGGUUUUCACAAAAGUAUCAUUACACUGUAACCGUUUGGACAAACAACUCUUGUUUGAUGUACAGCGGUUUAUGCUCGUGACGCAGCAGCCGCUUGGGCCGAAAUUUUCUCUUGAAGGAUUGCCUGAACUUGCAUGAGGACAUUCUGGCGCUGACGGAGUGUUGCUUGGACAGUUCCGACAUUCUCGUGUAACGUCUUGAUUCGCCGGUCGUAAUAUUUCAUGGCAUCAGCCGUAGCCAUCUCUACAUAGUAGCCUGUGCCAAUAUCCACCAGGACCUUCUCCACGUCGUCCACCUCUCCCGAGACGUAAAGGGAACUCGUCAGCGGGAGCAUGAUAGAUUGGCCAGUCUUUGAAGCCGCGAGCUGCUCAACCGCCUUCUUGGAGUUGCUAAAAGUGUUGGCUGCUCUCGCGAGGGCUUGUGCGCCCUCACCCAGCCUUUGGAUUUCAUUGUUCAAGCUAGAGCGCAGGUCCAAAAGCUGCUGCGCGCCAAGGCUCUCCAGUUGGAUGGGCUCGACAGCCUCCUUCGGCGGCAUGGCCUUUUAGAUCUGUAAUGCUAAGCGAAUUACGUUUUAUAUAGUUCAAAAAACGCUCGCCGUAACGUGUGGAGUCGAGCAAAGCUGCCCGGUAGGCCGUUCCGAUUAUUGCUGUUAUGAAGGCUAUAUAACGCUACAGAAUAGACAGGCUCGGUUGAUGGCAAU